This is a messenger RNA of Alternaria rosae, 354 nucleotides long. RefSeq lists its product as uncharacterized. The transcript has a single exon. The record is from RefSeq and is a predicted model, not a curated record. Lineage: Eukaryota; Fungi; Ascomycota; Dothideomycetes; Pleosporales; Pleosporaceae. The coding region runs from base 1 to 354 and encodes 117 amino acids.
AUGUGCUUACUACGGACAAUGCGCGUGCUCAAGAAGGAGGGUUAUCGCUGGCCCGCCGUCGUGCAUAUCGCGGCUACCAAUGCUAGCGCCGCGGCCAUGACGUACUGCCAAGGUCCAUGUGACUUGGGACGGUUCCAGCAGCCCGCGUUAUUGGCUGCCUUGACCUUCACCGCCAACACCGUUAGACGUGCUCAGACGUGCUCAGACAUGCUCAAGACAUGGUCCUCGUUGCAACACCUCAGCCACAGCCAAAAUGCACGCGAUACUUGCCGCGUCCGCCGUUUCCGCCACGCUACUUUUAGGAAACGCGUGGUUGCAACAUGUGCUUCGCUAGGCUCUGCCGCCUUUGUUUAG